This is a messenger RNA of Erpetoichthys calabaricus (reedfish), 1813 nucleotides long. Its product is annotated as P2Y purinoceptor 3. The transcript is spliced from 2 exons. Lineage: Eukaryota; Metazoa; Chordata; Cladistia; Polypteriformes; Polypteridae. Gene Ontology annotation, biological process: G protein-coupled receptor signaling pathway. The record is from RefSeq and is a predicted model, not a curated record. Gene Ontology annotation, cellular component: membrane. Gene Ontology annotation, molecular function: G protein-coupled receptor activity; oxysterol binding. Bases 628 to 1752 code for a protein of 374 amino acids.
UUUCACAUCCUUGAUCGUGUCUGGCUGCUUACAUUUGUCUCUGUUAAAGUUGAUGAGUUUAUGUGUGGAGAUGGUGGUGUGUCUGUGUGUUCAUGUGGACAUGGUGACCAGUGAUCCGUGAGAUCUCCAGAAGGAGUGGGAGGGGGUGUGCAUGCAGGAGCUGGAAACAUGCUGAAGAGGCCACAGACGCUCAGGUACAUUUUGUGCAGUUGUUCAGCAACAGAGGCAGCAGUGCAUGUAAGAGGAGCUGAAAUUGAGCUUCAAAUGGCUUCCUGGAUGGCACUGUAGUUUACAACAGUGGAACUGUCACUUGGAAUAAGCAGGAAACACCAAGAAGGCAAGUCUGCAUUGAGGUUCACUCUCACAUAUGGAAGCAAACGGCAGGAACAGAGCAAUGUGAAGUGGUGGAACUGGAGGCUGUUGCUAAGGUCCAAGCAGCUGGAACUGUAUCGCUCCAAGGAAUAACAAUCUCUUUCUCCAGAACCUUAACUGGUGGGAUGAUAAGGCGCCAGGAAUAACCAAGUGCUCCUGGCAUUUAAUACGCUGUCCAUAUUUCUAUCUUGUUUGCUGUCAAUGAUGAGUACAGAAACUCUAUCACUUGGCUAACAUCCUUGAAACCCAGCUGUAAUGGAUGGAGAUGUGAAUCCAGACACCACUGACGAAGAAGCUAGCAGCAUUUCGGAAAGCCUGAGGUUAAGUGGCACCAGAAACCUAAGCUUCCUGCCUGUUUUAUAUGCUAACUUAUCAGCGUCCUGCAGUAUAGAUGAAAGUUACAAAUAUGUGUUCCUUCCACUCUGCUACUCCUUUACUUUUGUUUUCAGUCUCAGCCUCAAUGCAGUCAUUCUUCAUCGCUCUUUCAGGAGGACAAAGCGCUGGAACCCUUCACUCAUCUACAUGGUCAACUUGGCCUCCACCGAUUUCAUGUAUGGCCUGUCACUGCCCUUUCUGGUUGCCAGUUAUGUCAUGAAAGACUGCUGGGUCUUUGGUGAUUUCAUGUGUCGCUUAGUACGCUUUUUAUUUUAUUUCAACCUGUACUGCAGCAUCUUCUUCCUCACAUGCAUCUCCUUUCACCGCUAUCUUGGCAUCUGCCACCCAAUGAAGACAAUCACCUUGGAAACGAAACGCACCGUCAAGGGUAUCUGCAUUUUAGUGUGGGCAGUUGUCUUUGCCUUCACUAGUCCUAUAUUUCAUUUUGCUAAGACUGGCCAAGUACAAAAGGGCACAGUAAACUGCUGGGAUGAUGCCAUGGAGCAUGACUUGCCCCACUAUGUGCCCUAUGGGAUUCUGCUACAUAUCCUUGGCUUUUUCAUCCCCUUCUCCAUUAUAGGCUGGUGUUACUCUAGAGUAGUCCGUACAAUCUUUCAAACUUUGCGCUCCCAGCAACAGUUACAAGCUGGUGCACUUUCAGCUGUGACCACUCCCGGAUUUUACAAACGCCGCAAAUCUAUUAAAACCAUCAUUACUAUCACCUUCCUUUUCGCACUGUGCUUCUUUCCAUUUCAUGUGACCCGUACCAUCUUCUUACUCCUGAAAGUCUCCUCUGGCAUUGACUGCAGAUCCAUGCGACUAGUGUCCAUCUGUUAUAAAGUGACCAGGCCACUGGCUUCUUUUAAUGCCUGGCUAAAUGCUCUGCUCUAUUUCUUGACUAAGGAGAAGUGGGCUCAAGGAUGUCUGAAAAGUAGCAAGAAGAAGCAGGAGAGCCUUAAUCAUGAUUCAAAGUCUUCAGGAAAUAUCUUUAAGACUUUACCCUGAAUAAACUUAACAGGCUGCAGUUCAUUAAUGAUCUUGGCUUGACAUCCUGAUGGGAGCAUAA